Molecule: messenger RNA, 3145 nt
Organism: Scatophagus argus
Lineage: Eukaryota; Metazoa; Chordata; Actinopteri; Scatophagidae
Gene: epyc
Product: epiphycan
Exons: 10
Coding region: 481-2379 (632 amino acids)
Molecular function (GO): protein binding
Source: RefSeq, a predicted model, not a curated record
AUUUCAGUCUGAUUGAGACACACUCUUAGAAAAAUAAAGGGUACUUUUGUAAGGGAUAAAAAGCUAUUUUGCCACUGGGGGGCCUUUGCACUCUCUUUCCCUCUGUGUCUGCUGGCUGAAUGCGUGUAUGUGUGUGUGUAGUGUUUGAGAGAGUCGUGCACGUGUGUGUGUGUGUGUACAGUGUGGGGUGGGUGCACUCCGAGUGACCAAAAGCAAUCUGCUCUGGUCCAAUCAGUCUCAGUGCCUACCUUCACACAUAAGCGGCAGGGCACUCAGGUCUGCCAGAGCGCACAGACCUACACAUACACACACACCUACACACUUGUCACAUUCUUACACACACACACACACUUAACACACCCACCCUCCCUCUUCAAGGCACCCUGUGCGACCUCUCACCAUUGGCCGAGUCCCGGAGCCCUCAGCAUCUCCAUCACGGCUGAAGGGACCAUUCGGGAAAGCAGGAGACAGAGGUGGACAAUGAGGAUGCUCGUGCGGCUUGUGUUGGGACUCUUCGUCCUCAAAGCGGUAGUGGGCAGCCCAAGAUUUUCCCGACAAGUGGACCUGGACACAUACGACAGUGCCAACUAUGAUGUGGAUCUAGACAAUUUAAAUUUGGAGAACCAGGAUAUCUAUGACUACGAAGACGGGCUGACAAUUGAUGAUCCUCAGAUAGAGAUUGGAACGCUGGCCCCACCCGACUAUAACUACCCUAUACCUGAGGCCCCAGUGGAAGAACAAGAACAAGAAGUGGAGGAGGAGGAGGAGCAGGAGGAAGAGAUGCCUCUAAAACCCCAGCUCAUCCCUCAGGGGUCAGGGGGAUCUGGGGUUCUCAUGGGCCCAGACACACAGAAAGAGGUGGAGCUGCGUCUGACGCCCAUUGACAUCCUUCAUGUCUCCGGAGAUUUUGGGAGCUCUGUAGGGUCUGGGGCCUCUGGAGCUUCUGGGGAUUCUGGGUCUGGAGACUCAGGAGACCUACCGGUCUCUGGUGGUUCUGGGGGCUCUGGAGACAUUGUCCUGAUCUCCGGAGCCUCUGAAGAGCUCCUCAGCUCUGGGGGAUCUGGGGAAUUCUUGCUAUCUGGGGAUAUCGUGAUAUCUGGAGAUCUCUCGAUAUCUGGAGAUCUUUCAAUAUCUGGAGAUCCCUCGUUAUCUGGAGAUCUCUCAGGGUCCGGGGAUAUAAUAGGAUCUGAAAUUUCUGAAGUCUCUGGGGAACUUGGCUCUGGAGAGAUUUCCCCUGAACUCCCCCUGGGCUCUGGAGAGUCUGGGGACCAGUCUGGUUCUGAGUUCUCCGGAGAUCUCUUGAUCUCAGAGACCUCUGUAAGCUCUGGGGUUUCUGGGGACUCUGUUGAGUCCGGGGACCCAGGGAUAACAUUGUUAUCUGGAGAGGAGGAACUCAUUCCCACGACUAUCCCCAGUGAGACAUCAGGUGUUUCUGGGGAGUUCUCAGGAGCUUCAGGAACCUCAGGGGCCUCUGGGGAUCUUGGAGUCUCUGGAGACUUAGGGUUGUCUGGAGACUCUGGGGUUUCUAGUGUCUCUGGCUCUGGAGACGAAGAGGUCCCUGAGGUAACUCUGGUCCCUGACACUGAUAAAGAGGAGGGGCUGCUUCCGACUACCCCAGAGACCUCUCAGGAGGGUGCUGGCAGUGUAGAAGGGUCAGUGAGCUCUGGAUUGCCAGAGACUGAUGAACCCGAUGAGCCUGAUGAGCCCGAUGAGCCUGAUGAGCCUGAAGAGCCUGUGAUUGACAGGAAAGGUAUGCCCACUUGCUUGCUGUGCACGUGCCUUGGUGGUUCGGUCUACUGUGAUGACUUGAAGCUGGAUAGUGUGCCACCUCUUCCCAAAGACACCACUCACUUCUAUGCACGCUACAACAGAAUCACCAAGAUCAACAAGUCCGACUUCGCCUUCAUGAACAAGCUGAAGAAGAUCGACUUAACCGCCAAUGAGAUAACGUCCAUUGAUGACAAAGCAUUUUUGGGUCUGCCUGAGCUGAAGGAGCUGGUGAUUCGAGAAAAUCACAUCUCACAGCUGCCCGCACUGCCAGAGACCAUGACCCUGAUCGAUGCCAGCCAUAACAACAUUGGUAGCAAGGGUAUUCACCACGAGGCGUUCAAAGAUAUGACAAACCUGCUGUACCUGUACAUAACGGACAACCACAUUGAUUACAUCCCUGUGCCCCUACCGGACAGCCUGCGAUCUCUACACCUACAGCAUAACAAUAUUCAAAUGAUGCACGAGGACACGUUCUGCAACCUGAAAGAUUUCAGCUACAUCAGGAAUGCGUUGGAGGACAUCCGUCUGGACGGCAAUCCCAUCAACCUCAGCAGGACCCCGCAGGCUUACAUCUGCCUGCCCCGUAUACCCAUUGGGGAUCUUAUUUAACCACACAGACACAUACCUACACUCUUGCACACUGACUUCCACAAAAGCAACCACGUGCACACAUCUUUGUACAUAUUGACACAAGCACACACGCAGACAUGCAUACCAUUUAUCACCUCCUCAAACCAUCAAUUCAUUACAAUAAUGUAUUUCACAACUGUCAUAAAUGCUGCUGAUGUAUAUUACAAAUCAGUGAAUCUCAGUGUGGAAAUUUAUGCUUCAUAAACAACCACAAAUACAAAUUAUGAGUCUGGUGAUCAAGCACAUAUACACUGCUCUACUGCAACUUCUUCCUGUUGUUCAGAUUUUUAUGCCUGGUACAAUAAAAUAACACAUAUACACACUGAAACCGUCAAUCUCUCUCAUUCCCACCCAAAGUGCAUGUACACACAUACAAAUACACACACAUACACACAAGAACUUUCUCAAACUGCUCUGCAACUUGAUUAAAAGUAAACAAUAGGUGACAUUCAAACAAAUCGGUUUAUUAAAAACUCUUCAAAUGGCAUGUAUGUUUCUGUUCAGUGUCUGUUCAUGACUGGCAAGAAAAAAAACAACCAGUAAUAUUGUUUAAAUAUGUUUGUUUUGUAAAAAUAAAAAAUUAUAAUAUUAAUAUUAAUGACAGAUCUAACACUUUUGGAAAUGUAUACUAGCAUAAACUUAUUGAAGCUGGAGCUUAAUGAAAGGUAAAUUGAGUAUCUAAAGCAAUAAAAGACGCAUUUAAACACUAUCAUUUGUUGUAAAGUCUGUAUUGUAAUAUAAAAAU